Messenger RNA from Diabrotica balteata, 828 nucleotides. The record is from the annotation of a GenBank genome assembly. NCBI's taxonomy places the organism in Eukaryota, Metazoa, Arthropoda, Insecta, Coleoptera, Chrysomelidae.
AUGUAUAAUAUAUUACCUUUAGUUAUAUUAUGUGUCAGCAGUGUUAACGGCGUGCUGUUAAAUAACUCUGAAAUCCACAUUUUCAAAGGUAAAAUACAUCCUAUUACAUAUGAGGAAUUUGAAAACCAAUAUGAAGGAAAAGCCAAAUUAAACCAUAAGUUAAGAAAUGAUUCACUGGAGUCUGCGUUGCUAUGGGAUAAUGGAAUUGUACCAUAUGAAAUAACAGCCGAUUUUACAAAGAAGGAGCAUACAAUCUUACAACAAGUCAUGGAUCUCUACAGACAAUACACCUGCAUUAAUUUCCUACCUAGAACAACUGAGGUCAUUUAUGUGAAAAUUGACAAUAUUUAUUCUUCUUGUUACUCUAAUGUUGGCAAAGAUCCUGAUGGGGGUAUUAACCUUCUAAACUUUGGUAGCCACUGUUUUCAUAAAAUUGGAUAUAUUAUACACGAACUAAUGCAUACUGUUGGAUUUAAUCAUGAACAUAAUAGGUACGAUAGAGAUGAUUAUGUCACCAUUAACUGGUCUAUGAUAAAAUCAAGUCGAAUUAGUUAUUUUAAAACUACUGACAGCGUAACGUACGACCUUCCCUACGACUACGAUUCAGUUAUGCAUUACGAUCCAUAUGCCUUUAGUAUAUUUGGAAGAAAAAGCGGUGAAGCCGGAAUGACUAUUAUUCCAAAGGAUAUGAAGAACCUGUACCGACUGGGACAAAGUCGUGUAAAGUAUGCGGCCGCUUCAGGAUUAGACGAUUCGGGUAAUAACGCUUUAUGCAUGUAUGCAAUCGAUUCUGGAGUUAUCCUGCAUAUACCCGACGAUGUAAUCUGA